AUGCAAACAAAGAAUGGAAAAAUAUUUAUAUUAAUUUAUAAUACAAUCAUAAACUUUAUUAUUUUUUAAUAGAAUUUUAAACUAGAGUUGUUAGCUUUCAGAGCAGCCUUUAAUGUUCAAUAAUAUGGUAACACUAAAUUUAUAAAGGUAACUAAAAUUUUGAUUAAAAGAAAAUAAUAAACGACAAAAUUCAUAAGAAUAAUAAAAUGAAUUAGUUUCUUAAACAAAUAAGAAAAUUUAGGCUCCUCCUGAUAAUUAAUUUGUAAUAAAUAUUUACAUAAUAGAGAUCAGUGAUAGCCGUCAUCAAUAAAUAAAUCACUGCUUUUAAUUUGAAUAUCCCUGAAUACCCUGUAACCGUCUGUAAAAGCCACAACAUCAUGUUGCAUUUCUAUAAAAAACAUAACAAACAGAGAUUCUACUUUGGGGGCAGUUUGUUACAGUUAUUCUAAGUCUAAAUAUUAGUCAGAAACCUUUUAAUUUGAAUA
This is a messenger RNA of Paramecium sonneborni, 485 nucleotides long. The record is from the annotation of a GenBank genome assembly. Lineage: Eukaryota; Ciliophora; Oligohymenophorea; Peniculida; Parameciidae.